Adineta ricciae is the source of this 652-nucleotide messenger RNA. The record is from the annotation of a GenBank genome assembly. NCBI's taxonomy places the organism in Eukaryota, Metazoa, Rotifera, Eurotatoria, Adinetida, Adinetidae.
AGAAGAAUACGAUACGCUAUAAGAUCUAAAUGGUUGCUUUAACCUUGAACUCGAUGAGAAGCACUUGAGUCAAUAGAGUGUAAGAAAUAAGUUCAAUUAAACAUUGACCCGAUUUUACUCCGCCUACCUAAUCAUGUUGAUAUGUCAGAUGAUAAAUAAAUGAGAAAAAGAAAUCGUUUGAACAAAAGAUGAUCGUAUCUCAUGUUUCAUUCUACCAGACAGACACAAACAUUCAUAUCUAGUCGUAUAAACGAAAUGCACGUGCCAAAUAGAGCCUUCCAUUUAUUCAUUUUCUAAUCCGAGAUAGAAAGAGAAAGUCAAUCUGCUAAAUGGGAUUCCUUCGUUUAUUUUAGAAUCAUUGUUUACUCAGCGAUGGUAGUCUUACAAAUGAUAUAAAUUGCAAUAGUCCUUAUUCGAAAUUGCAACAAUCGAUUAAAACGACGGGCAACAGUGAUACAGGUUCAUCGUACAAUGAUUCUUGUUAUGGAUCAUCAGAAAUGGAUGUAUGUCAUCAUCAUCAUCAUCAUCAGUCAACAGGAAAUAAAUUAGUCAAACAAGACGCAUCUCUCACACCGCCAACAGCGGAAACGACGGGCAAAAUUCUCUUGUCAUCUAAUGAAAAUUAUAUCAUUCUAUGUAAAGAUAGUUGCAC